This is a messenger RNA of Megachile rotundata (alfalfa leafcutting bee), 4356 nucleotides long. RefSeq lists its product as uncharacterized. The record is from RefSeq and is a predicted model, not a curated record. NCBI's taxonomy places the organism in Eukaryota, Metazoa, Arthropoda, Insecta, Hymenoptera, Megachilidae.
AUGUCAAAUCCAUCGGGAUCUAAUCAGGCUCAUUCGUCACUCCGCGGACUUAAUAUUAGUACCCUGCGACGCAAGAGAGGUAAUAUCAUUGGACAAAUUUCCUCCCUUGUGAACUUUCUCGAUACAUAUGAAAAUUCAGAUCAUAGAGACACAUUUCUUUUACAAACUCAUGUAAACGGUUUAACCGAAGUCUGGAAACGUUUCGAUGACAUUCAAUUCAACAUAGAGGAAUUAGAUGAUUCUGAAGAACCACGUAGGUUUGAGAUUCAGAACAAUUAUUAUUCAGUCAUAGCUCGUGCAAACCGCCUUCUUCAAGGUCAACAAUCAGUUGAUCCAUCAAUCCGUGCCGUGAAUGUUUCACCCGCAACAACUGUACCUGCCCCUAUGACCAUAAAACUACCUGAAAUGCGGUUACCUGUAUUUGACGGUACAAUUGAAAAAUGGGCUUCGUUUUUUGACUUAUUUUCUUCAAUGAUUGACCGCAAUGAGGACUUGACACCAGUCCAGAAAUUGCAAUACUUACGGUCAACUCUCACUGGGAAGGCUGCAGCAUGUAUCCAAGCGCUCAGUACUACCGAUGCAAACUAUACGAGCGCAAUAGAGAUUUUAAAAGAAAAAUUUGAAUGUACCCGUCGAAUAGUGUUAGGACAUUGCGACGCGUUAAGAGAAAUUCCCAAGCUUGCAAAGGACACCGCCGGAGCACUUGGUGAUCUAGUUGAUUCGGUGAACCAGCAUCUUAGAGCUCUGGAGAAUUUGGGCGAAAAAGUUUCGGAAUGGAAUAGUAUCGUAGUCUCUAUCAUUUUAUCAAAACUUAACUCAGAAACAAUAUGGCAUUGGGAGUUAACUUUAAAAGAUAAAAAGAAGAUACCGUCUUUUGUUGAUUUGCUAGCAUUUUUAGAAAAACGUGCAAAUUGUGUACCAAUAAAUUCUUCAAAAACCCUUCCAACGGCGAAUCAUGCAGGCAAACAUUUCGCAGAGGUUCCUCAUAAUUUAAGGCAACGGCCUUUAAAGAGUCAUGCGUUCCUAACUUCAAAGGGUCAACGCAAUGAUCCAUAUAAAAAACAGGAAAAGGAAAGUGGUUUGAUUGAUCUCAAUCGUUUCUGGGAAAUAGAAGAAGGCCCGCAGCUAAAACAUUUGUCUGAAGCUGAAAAAGCAUGUGAAGAACAUUUUCGCACCCAUACAGUUCGUAAUGUAGAAGGUCGAUACAUCGUAGCACUUCCAUUUAAGGACAAUGUGUUACAGUUAGGAGAAUCUAAGUCGCGAGCUUUCAAGAGAUUCAUUUCGUUGGAACGGAAAUUAUGCAAUGACAAAGAUUUACAUGACAAUUAUAGCGCUGUUAUUCAGGAAUAUCUGACAUUAGGACAUAUGUCUCCGGUACCAAACGAGCAGGAAACGAAUGAAGGUUAUUACUUACCUCAUCACGGAGUGAUAAAAAAUACUAGCGACACUACUAAAUUACGAGUAGUAUUUGAUGGCUCUGCACCAACCACAUCAGGCAUCUCUCUCAAUGAAACUUUGCAUAUAGGCCCUAAAAUCCAAGACGAUUUAUUAUAUAUUCUGCUCAGGUUUCGAUGUUACCGGUUCGUUUUAACAGGAGAUAUUGAGAAGAUGUAUCGACAAUUUCUCGUACGCCCAGAAGACAGGAAAUACCAACGAAUUCUAUGGCGAGAUAGAACUGAUCAAAUUAAAACUUUCGAAUUGAACACUGUUACAUUCGGACUAUCUGCAGCACCUUAUCUUGCAAUCCGGUGCUUAUCUCAACUAGCUAAAGAUGAAAAAUCACGUUUUCCAGUUGCUUCAGAAGUCCUAACAAGAGAUUUUUAUGUCGACGAUCUACUCACUGGUACUGAAACACUAAAUGAAGCAUUCCAAUUACGUAACCACAUUACUCAACUAUUAUCAACAGCUGGUUUGAACAUUCGUCAGUGGGCUUCAAAUGAAAGAUCUCUCUUACAGGAUUUAUCGGCACAGGAUAUUAACAAAAAAUUAUAUCUCGGAGAAUCCUCUACGAUUAAAACACUCGGGGUCGUUUGGAAUUCUGAAAAUGAUUCAAUUGUAUAUUCCGUAAAAACUUCUAAUUAUACAUCUCGUGUAACUAAACGUACUAUCAGUUCGGAAAUAGCAAAGAUUUACGAUCCAUUGGGGUUGUUAGGGCCAGUCAUUGUCGUAGCGAAGAUUCUGCUUCAAAAAAUUUGGUCUUUAAAAGUUGAUUGGGACGAAUCUCUGCCAAUACACAUAUUCACGGAAUGGACGCAGUUUUAUACCCAGUUGCCUUUAUUAAACAACGCCAUAUUUCCACGUAAGACAAUUAUUAACAACUCCACAACAAUUGACUUGCUCGGAUUUUGUGAUGCAAGCGAACGCGCUUAUGGCGCGUGUAUCUACCUUCGCUCUACAGAUACACACGGUCACAUUGAGACAAGUUUAUUAGUGGCAAAAUCAAAAGUCGCUCCUUUGAAAAGCCAAACGAUUCCUCGUCUCGAGCUCUGCGCAGCUGUUCUCUUGACAAGAUUGCUCUCCACAGUUCAAAAAGCUUUGCGUGUGAAGAUUCAGCAUACAAUUUUAUGGACAGAUUCAAUGAUUGUAUUGCAUUGGUUGCGGACAUCUCCUCAUCUUCUAAAAACUUUUGUUGCAAAUAGAGUGGCCGAGAUUCAGACCGAAACCAGUAUUUCAGAUUGGCGGCACGUUUCAUCAACAGAUAAUCCAGCAGACCUACUGUCUAGAGGUCUGACUUCAGAAGAAUUUUUACAUAACUCUGUUUGGCGUUCCGGUCCAAUGUGGCUUAAUAAAAAUGAAACGUUCUGGCCAUCUUGGGAAUUAAUCUCUAAUAACACAAUUCCCGAACAAAGGGCUACUAUAUGUUUGACAACCACACAGACUGAUACCUCAAUUUUAAAUCGAUUUUCAUCUUGGACAAAGACAAUAAGGGUUGUUGCCUUUUGUUUGCGUUGGAAACAAAACAAUAUUAAUCGAGGACCUCUUAAUGUCUCCGAACUCAAGCAGGCACAUGACGUCAUCAUAAAGUUGUUACAGGAACAGUAUUUUUCAGACGAAAUACGUUGUAUCAGAAGCGGACAACGUCAAAAAUUGACAGGCAAAACUCAACAAUUAAAUCCUUUUUUAGACGAUGUUGGAAUAUUACGGGUAGGGGGCAGAUUACAACACUCAUUGAUGCCCUUUAGUCAAAAGCAUCCCAUUAUACUUCCGAAGUCACGCAUAACUAAAUUAAUUAUUGAAAACGAACAUAAAACCCAAUUACACGCAGGUACGCAGGCAACACUUUAUGCCUUGAGACGUCGUUACUGGCCUGUAGAUGGUCGGAGUCAAGUAUGGAGGACAGUUAAAACUUGUGUCAAGUGCUGUCGAUCACAGCCUCCAUCAACCGACUAUAUUAUGGGAAAUUUACCUGCUAGAAGAAUUACUGAAUCCCGACCAUUUGCGAACGUUGGUGUUGACUAUUGUGGUCCAUUCUAUAUCAAAGAACGGAGACAUCGGAAUCGUAGUAAGAUCAAAGUUUACGUCGCAGUUUUUGUAUGCUUAGCAGUGAAAGCAAUUCAUCUUGAAUUGGUCAGCGAUCUCACCACUGAAGCUUUCAUUGCGGCUCUUCGGCGUUUUAUUGCAAGACGAGGUUUCUGUGCCACUUUGUAUUCGGACAACGGUUCUAAUUUCAUUGGUGCAAACAAUGAAUUAUCAGAAAUCAAACAGCUUCUUCGAUCUGAAGAUCACAACAAUAAAAUAACUACCUUCCUUGCGGAACGGUCGAUCGAUUGGAAAUUCAUUCCACCAUUAAGUCCUCAUUUCGGAGGUCUUUGGGAGGCAGCUGUAAAAUCAUUCAAAUAUCAUUUAAGACGCGUCGCAGGGCUCACAUUAUUCACCUUCGAAAACCUAAACACAUUGAUUAUCGAGAUAGAAGCUAUUCUAAAUUCACGCCCGAUUACUCCCAUUUCAUCAGAUGCUAACGAUUUAUUAGCAUUGACACCAGGUCAUUUUUUAAUUGGCGAUUCGUUGACGAGCUUGCGCGAAAGAGAUUUCCAAGAAACCCCGGCCAAUCGUUUAACUAGUUGGCAACAUGUGCAAAAAUUAAAACAGCAUUUUUGGACAAGAUGGCAUAGGGAAUACUUGAACGAACUAACUAAUCGAAGCAAAUGGUCAAAAGGUUCCCACAGCAUCAAAGAAGGAACUAUAGUCCUUCUGAAGAACGACAACGUACCUCCGUUACAUUGGCCACUCGGAAGAAUCGUCAAGGUGCAUCCUGGUUCAGACGGAAUCAUCCGAACCGUUACUGUGAAGACAGCCACAUCAACAUUCGAUCGAAAUGUGAGGCGUUUAGCACCACUGCCCAAUCAAGACAUCUAA